Messenger RNA from Chenopodium quinoa (quinoa), 2620 nucleotides. RefSeq lists its product as uncharacterized. The coding region runs from base 462 to 2372 and encodes 636 amino acids. Lineage: Eukaryota; Viridiplantae; Streptophyta; Magnoliopsida; Caryophyllales; Amaranthaceae. The transcript is spliced from 10 exons. The record is from RefSeq and is a predicted model, not a curated record.
AAGAUAGACAAUAUAAAUAAACAAACAUAAACAUAAAAAUAGUAAUAGUACUUGAAUAUAAUACUCCAAAACCUAUUGAACACCGUUUAAGUUCAAUCACUUAAAUUCGUCGUCUUCCUACACCCCCUCUCCUUUCUUAUUCUUCUGCUAUUACAGAUUUUUAUAUAUUUUACGUUUUAUAUUAAAAAGUACGAAGUAUAAAGUAUUCAUUUUGAUCUUCUUCCAAAGGAAUAUAAAAAACCAGGAUCAGAAAAAUUCAACAAAAAAUCAACCCACAUUUUUGUUUCUGGGUAUCUUUUCAACUCUAUUCAAACUCUUUCCCGCUCUGUAAUACAUUACUCUCAUUUCAUUUCAUAAAUUUAAAAUACCCACUAUUCUUAUUUUUCUGCAAUUUAUUUUGACAAUAAAAUUAAAAAAAUAGCUUAAAUGGUGAAGUGCAUGCUGCCCAUCAAGUGAACAAGAUGAACACUAAAGCUCGCACGUCUCAACAGAUUCGAAAACACCCUUUGAAUCGUCAAAAUGAGAAUAAGGUGCAGAUGCAGGGAACUAGAUCACCAAGUGGAAACCAAAAGAGCAAAGAGAAGAAAUUGGCAUUAUUGCAAGAUGUUGACAGAUUGAAGAAGAAGCUCAGAGAUGAAGAAAACAUACAUAGGGCCCUACAAAGAGCUUUUAAUAGGCCUUUAGGUGCUCUUCCUCGUUUGCCACCUUAUCUGCCUCCAAAUACACAGGAGCUUCUUGCAGAGAUUGCUGUCCUAGAAGAGGAGGUGGUUCGGCUCGAAGAGCAGGUUGUGACUUUCAGGCAUAACUUAUAUGAGGAAGCUGUAUUCAUUUGUUCAAAGAGGAAAUUGGAGAGUCCUGUGGAUUACUACGAGCGAAUAUUGAGUAGAUGUUCAUCUAAAGAUGAGCAUUCUGAUUCAGAGAUAUCUCCAAUAUCAGUUGCCAGAACGGCGUCAACUUCAUCUGACAUUGUGUCUGACCGUUCUUCGCUGUCACUAGCUAGAACCACCUCAACGUCAUCUGAUAUUGUUUCUGAUCAAACAGCGCAGAAUUCUAGUGAUUUGGUUAAUAGGAAAGGUGUAGUGGAUGAACCUAAUUCGACUGCAGAUUCUUUGGAAAACUGCAAACAGAAAGAAAAUAAAACACUUAGCAAUUCCAAUAGUAGGAAUACAAACAUUAAAACUCGUCAUAUUAGGAGAAAUUCUGGUGAUUUGAUGAAUGGGAAACAAGGUUUGAGUAAUCAUGAUUUUUCCUUGGAGUUAAUGAAGGAGAAGAAAGGAGAAGGUGAUAAGAAGUGUUCUAUUAACUUCAGAAACAUUGAAUUCUCAGAAAGAAAACUUUCCAGGGUCAAGACACCGGUUAAGAAGUCUUCUUUCAAGCGUCAACCAUCUCAGAAACAGCAGCCAGUAAACAAAGAAUUAGGAGGAGACAGCGAGCCAAACAAGAUCUCAGAAGACAUAUUGAAGUGUCUGUGUAGCAUUUAUAUAAGGAUGGGCACAACAAAUGAUAAAGGAACUCAGCUGGACACAUCACCUUUAUCAUUUGUUUCUCGACAAAAGAAGGAAGAUUCGGAGUUUCAGGAUCCUUAUGGAGCUUCUGCAGAAAUCAAGGCUAGAGAUAUUGGUGCUUACAAGAAUUUCUGCUUAAUUGAUGCUAUCUCGUUUGAUCAGAAACGGAAAAGAAAUGCUCUAUUCUUGCUUCAUAAACUCAAGCUCCUCCUUGGAAAGCUUGCCAGAGUCAGCUUGGACGGUCUUAGCCACCAGCAUAAGCUUGCAUUCUGGAUUAACACUUACAAUGCCUGCUUGAUGAAUGCUUUUCUAGAGCAUGGAAUACCCGAGAGUCCAGAAAAGGUUGUAUUGCUGAUGCGUGAGGCAACGAUAACGGUGGGAGGCCAGAGAAUGAAUGCAAUCACAAUCGAGCAUUUUAUUUUAAGAUUACCAUACUAUUUAAAACAGGGUGGCAGAAAAUCUGCCAAGGGUGAUGACCUAAAGGCAAGCGAGAUGUUUGGUUUGGAGUGCGUAGAACCAUUGGUCACGUUUGCCUUAUCCUGCGGAAGUUGGUCAUCUCCUGUUGUGAGGAUAUACACAGCAUCUCAAAUUGAAAGUGAAUUGGAAGUAGCAAAGAAAGAGUAUCUCCAGGCGGCAGUUGGAGUGUCGAAGAAUGACAAGCUCUUAAUACCGAAGCUGUUGGAUUGGUAUCAACUUGACUUUGCGAAGAAUUUAGACUCAUUGGUUGAUUGGAUUUGUCUCCAGUUACCUGAUGAGCUUAGGAAAGAAGCAUUUAGCUGUCUUGAGAGAAAAGAAAAAGUUAAUCUUUCAGAUUUAGUAGAAGUGGUACCAUAUGAUUUCAGUUUCAGGUACAUUAUACAUCCAUAGCUUUUUUGUGCAAUUUUAGAUUUCAUUUCCAGCCCCUGGAGCAAUUAGCAGGCCUGUAAUUUACUAGCACAAAAUUACAGAGUAUAUAGUUUUUUUAUUUUUUUUGGGUUUAUUAUAUCAAAUUCUUUUUUUAGUUGGUUUUUGUGAGGCUGCGAAGUAGGUACCUCUAUAUGUCCACAAAGGCACAAACGGAGCCUCUGUAUUGAUUUGAUUAUUUCAUUUGAUAUAUGUAAUUAGUUUCUUUUCAA